GGGAACUAUAAAAAGCGGCAGCAAUUCAGACAGAAUUCAUCAGUACGACUUCGUUUGACGAACAAGUUCAUCUACUAGAACCCAUUUCAACAUGCAUUGCAGCAACAAGGUUUGGAUCAUUUUGGCCGUGGCCAUGGCAAUUUUCGGAGCCUCGGAUGCCGGUCAUCUCAGAACUGGAGGGUACGGCGGAGGGUUCGGCGGAGGGUUCGGCGGAGGGUUCGGCGGAGGGUACGGUGGUGGACACGGAUCCGGUGGGUUCGGUGGUGGACACGGAUCCGGUGGGUUCGGCGGAGGAUACGGUGGGGGACAUGUAUCCUCAUUCUCAGGACGCGGAGCUGGAUACGGAAGCUUUGGCGGAGGAGCUGGACAUGGAAGCUUUGGUGGAGGGCACGGAGGUGGAUACGCCAGACCGGUAUCUGUUGUUGUUGUCGGCGGAGGUCAUGGUUCCGGAUACGGAAGUGGAGGAGGCCGUGGUUCCGGAUACGGAGGUGGAAGCCACGGACACAGAUGCCCACAUUGUUGAACCCUGAAAGUAAUUUAUUUAAAAAAUCGCUGAAUAUUUAAAACAACCGUCGCUGGCAGACUGGAUAAAAAUAAACAAAUUAUCAUAUUGAA
Molecule: messenger RNA, 615 nt
Organism: Daphnia pulicaria
Lineage: Eukaryota; Metazoa; Arthropoda; Branchiopoda; Diplostraca; Daphniidae
Product: glycine-rich cell wall structural protein-like
Exons: 2
Coding region: 92-523 (143 amino acids)
Source: RefSeq, a predicted model, not a curated record